This is a messenger RNA of Hordeum vulgare subsp. vulgare (domesticated barley), 1805 nucleotides long. Its product is annotated as COBRA-like protein 3. The record is from RefSeq and is a predicted model, not a curated record. Gene Ontology annotation, cellular component: plasma membrane. Gene Ontology annotation, biological process: plant-type cell wall cellulose biosynthetic process; cellulose microfibril organization. The transcript is spliced from 6 exons. The coding region runs from base 205 to 1548 and encodes 447 amino acids. Lineage: Eukaryota; Viridiplantae; Streptophyta; Magnoliopsida; Poales; Poaceae.
UCCCAUAAUAAAGUACACCACUCACUCCUAUUCCCACCCCCACCGGAAGUCACGGCGCGCCUCCGUGUCUCGUCGCAGUCCACCACCUGUCCCCUGCCUUCUGUCCGCCUCACACCCCAGAUCUCCAGCUCCCCCCAAGCAGGGCUCACCUGGGUCGGCGCAGCUGCUCCGUGGCAGGCCACCGGGUGUCGGCGGGGGGACGAAAUGGCGGCGGUCGGUGGCUGCGCCGUUCUGCUCGCCGCGGCGCUGCUCCUCUCCGCGCCGGCCGCCACAGAGGCGUACGAUUCGCUAGAUCCGACCGGGAACAUCACCAUAAAAUGGGACAUUAUAUCGUGGACUCCUGAUGGCUAUGUUGCAGCUGUCACAAUGUACAACUACCAGCAGUUCCGGCACAUAUCGGCGCCCGGGUGGCAGCUGGGGUGGACGUGGGCCAAGAAGGAGGUCAUCUGGUCCAUGGUGGGGGCUCAGACCACCGAGCAGGGUGACUGCUCCAAGUUUAAGACCAACCCUCCCCAUUGCUGCAAGAGAGAUCCGACCGUCAUCGAUCUUCUCCCGGGGACACCGUACAAGGACCAAGUCGCCAACUGCUGCAAGGGAGGAGUUAUAAGUACAUUUAACCAGGACCCAGGAAAUGCUGCCUCCUCCUUCCAGAUCAGUGUAGGCCUUGCUGGGACUACAAAUAAGACGGUUAAGGUGCCCAAAAACUUCACCCUUAAGACCCCAGGUCCCGGCUACACAUGCAGCCGUGCUAUUGUUGGCAGGCCUACCAAGUUUCUCUCAUCGGAUCGGCGCAGGACGACACAAGCUCUUAUGACAUGGAGCGUAACCUGCACGUACUCCCAGUUUCUUGCUCAGAAGACCCCAACCUGCUGUGUAGCUCUCUCGUCGUUUUAUAAUAACACUAUUGUGAGAUGCCCAACAUGCUCUUGCGGUUGCCAAAACAAUAAUACUCAUCCAGGAAGCUGUGUAAAUGCCAACUCACCUUAUUUGCAAUCUGCCAUCGACGGCCCUGGCAAAUACACCGGCCAGCCUCUUGUCCAGUGCACUUCCCACAUGUGCCCGGUAACAGUGCACUGGCAUGUGAAGCUCAACUACAAGGACUACUGGAGAGUCAAAGUAACCAUCACAAACUUCAACUACCGCAUGAACUACACAGACUGGAACCUGGUCGUCCAGCAUCCCAACUUCAAUAACAUCACAAAGCUGUUCAGCUUCAACUACAAGCCGCUAGCCCCGUACGGAGGCCGCAUAAAUGACAGCGCGAUGUUCUGGGGAAUGAAGUUCUACAAUGACCUGCUCAAUCAAGCUGGUCCGUUCGGAAACGCGCAGACGGAAAUACUUCUGCAGAAGGACCCGGAGAUCUUCACCUUCGAGAAAGGAUGGGCCUUCCCGCGGCGUGUGUACUUCAACGGCGACAACUGCGUCAUGCCGCCGCCCGACGCCUAUCCAUGGCUGCCUAACGCGAGCCCUCUGAUGAAGAAACCGUGGACGCUCGAGCUCUUGGUGUUCUGGACUGCGCUGGCCACCCUGCUGGCCUAUUAUGUCUGACAAACGAUGUCGGCGAGCUUCUGGUGUGCGGCAAAGGGUCCGGUCGUCUGUUCAUUCGGUUCCACAGUUGCAUAUAUAUAAGAGACGCGGUGAGGAAAGCUGAUGUGUGUAUAUGGGUUCUGCUAAGUUAAAUAGGGCCAAAAAUGUAGUGGCCGCCAAGCUUCGGUGAACUGAUUAAUUGAAUUGUAUGGCUGUAGUAAAUUAAAUGUAUGAGUUACAAUAAUGUUUGUGUGAAAUGGAGAGGAUGCUGUUGGUCA